Molecule: messenger RNA, 1197 nt
Organism: Cyclospora cayetanensis
Lineage: Eukaryota; Apicomplexa; Conoidasida; Eucoccidiorida; Eimeriidae
Product: casein kinase I
Exons: 6
Coding region: 1-1197 (398 amino acids)
Biological process (GO): peptidyl-serine phosphorylation; signal transduction
Cellular component (GO): nucleus; cytoplasm
Molecular function (GO): ATP binding; protein serine/threonine kinase activity
Source: RefSeq, a predicted model, not a curated record
AUGGCUGCUCCCGCUGCAGCGGCUGCUCCCACGCGGGCUGGUGUGGGUGGCAUGCGCGGAGCAGCGCCCGUCUCUGCAGCAGCGGCGGAAGCAGCGGCUGCUGCAGCGGCGGCAGCAGCAGCGGCAGCUGCAGGCCCAGCUCUAGGUGCAGUUGCCGCCGUUGCAGGUGGUAUCCAGCAGCCCUUUUCUCGUGUCGGCUGGAAUCACCUGGCGCCACCCACGUGCGUAAAUGGCGUGUACAGACUUGGCCGUAAGAUUGGGAGUGGCUCCUUUGGGUGUCUGUAUGAGGGGGUGGACCAGAGGGGCAGAGAAGUAGCCAUAAAGCUGGAGCCCGCAAAUACGAAACACCCGCAGCUGCUCUACGAGGCACGAAUAAUCAAGUUCUUGCAAGGCGGAGUGGGCAUUCCCGUAUGCUACUGGUAUGGCCUGGAGGGGGAAUGGCACGUGAUGGUGAUGGAGCGUCUUGGUCAUUCGCUGGAGUAUCUUUUCAACGCAUCUCAACGCGUCUUCAGUCUUCCGACCGUCCUGCAGCUCGGCAUUCAGAUGCUGGAUCGUUUGGCGUACAUACACCAGAGGAACUGCAUACAUCGCGAUGUGAAGCCAGACAACUUUCUGGUGGGACGCCAUGGAGACGGUAUGAGGAUCUAUUUAAUUGAUUUCGGUCUGGCGAAGAAGUACAGAGACGCCCAGGGCAAGCACAUCCCUUACAAGGAAGGAAAAAACCUCACUGGCACGGCCAGAUAUGCCUCGCUGGCAACGCACUUGGGCGUAGAGCAGGCGCGCCGUGACGAUUUAGAAGGUUUGGGCUACGUCCUGCUAUACUUCAUGCGGGGAUCUCUCCCCUGGCAAGGGUUGAAAGCAACUAAUGCACCGGACCACAGCUACCUCAGAGGUCUCUUCGUCGAGACGCUGCAGCAGCAGCCCAAGUUGCAUUGGACUCCGUUUGACUGGAUUCCAAUCGUUGGAUACUGCUCCUGUGUGUCGUGCAAACGGCAAGGACCCUUAUCUGCUCCGCAGCAACAGGAGGAGCAGCUGCGGCAUUUGGCACUCGGGACGGGCGCAGGCACUGCGGCUGCCCCCCAACGAACUGCCGGUACAAGCUGGCGCGCAGCAGCCACGCAGCAGCGAGAACCCACUGACCCCGAACAGUGGAGACCUUGGAGGCCCCAGCGCGGGAGGGCGGCACGGUGUACCUAG